This is a messenger RNA of Rhodotorula graminis WP1, 2251 nucleotides long. RefSeq lists its product as uncharacterized. The transcript has 14 exons. The coding region runs from base 122 to 2176 and encodes 684 amino acids. Gene Ontology annotation, biological process: intracellular protein transport; vesicle-mediated transport. Gene Ontology annotation, molecular function: clathrin binding. Lineage: Eukaryota; Fungi; Basidiomycota; Microbotryomycetes; Sporidiobolales; Sporidiobolaceae. Gene Ontology annotation, cellular component: membrane coat. The record is from RefSeq and is a predicted model, not a curated record.
GGCUACCAGGGCACGCUUCGGCGGUGCUCGCGCUCGAGGCGAGAACGCCGAGUUGCGCGCAGACCUCAACAGCCAGUACCGCGACCAGCGCAAGGAGGCCAUCAAGCGCGUCAUCGCCUCGAUGACGGUCGGCAAGGACGUCUCGGGCCUCUUUCCCGAUGUCCUCAAGAACAUGCAGACCGACGACCUCGAGCAGAAGAAGCUCGUCUACCUGUACCUCAUGAACUUUGCCAAGACGCAACCCGAUCUCGUCAUCCUCGCCGUCAACACCUUUGUCAAGGACACCGAGGACCCGAACCCGCUCAUCCGCGCCCUCUCGAUCCGCACCAUGGGCUGCCUGCGCGCCGAGAAGAUCCUCGACUACAUCGCCGACCCGCUGCGCAAGUGCCUCCGCGACGAGAACCCGUACGUCCGCAAGACGGCCGCGCUUGGCGUCAUGAAGCUGUACGACAUGAAGCCCAGCCUCGCCAUCGACAACGGCUUCAUCGAGAUGCUCCAGGAGAUGGUGACCGACAGCAACCCCAUGGUCGUCGCCAACGCCGUCGUCGCCCUCACCGAGAUCCAGGAGGCGGCCGAGGACUCGCCCAUCUUCAUCCUCGACUCGCAGGUCAUCUCGCGACUGCUCAUCGCCCUCGGCGAGUGCACCGAGUGGGGCCGAAUAGCCAUUCUGGGUGCCGUCGCCAAGUACGAGGCCGAGGACGAGAAGGAGUCGGAGCACAUCUGCGAGAGGGUCAUCCCGCAGUUCCAGCACGCCAACGGCAGCGUCGUGCUCGCCGCCAUCAAGGUCAUUAUGAUCCACAUGAACGGCAUCCGCCGCGACGAGUUGGUCCAGACGAUCCUGCGCAAGAUGGCACCUCCGCUCGUCACGCUCGUCUCGUCGGCGCCCGAGGUCCAGUGGGUCGCGCUGCGCAACAUCAACCUGAUCCUGCAGCGUCGCCCUGGCGCCCUCUCGAACGAGAUGCGCGUCUUCUUCUGCAAGUACAACGACCCGCCCUACGUCAAGGUCGAGAAGCUCGAGAUCAUGAUCAAGCUCGUCACCGAGAAGAACGUCGACACGUUCCUCAGCGAGCUCAAGGAGUACGCGUCCGAGGUCGACGUCGACUUUGUGCGCAAGUCGAUCCGGGCCAUCGGCCAGUGCGCCGUCAAGAUCGAGGAGGCGGCCGAGCGCUGCGUCAACGUCCUGCUCGACCUCAUCGCGACCCGGGUCAGCUACGUCGUGCAGGAGUCGAUCGUCGUCAUCAAGGACAUCUUCCGCCGGUACCCGCAUCGCUACGAGGGCAUCAUUCCGACGCUGUGCGCCUCGCUCGACGAGCUCGACGAGCCCGAGGCCAAGGCGUCGCUCAUCUGGAUCCUCGGCGAGUACGCCGACAAGAUCAGCAACGCGUCCGACCUCAUCGGCUCGUUCCUCGACACGUACGCCGACGAGCCCGUCCAGGUGCAGCUCCAGACCUUGACGGCCGUCGUCAAGCUCUUCCUCCACCGCCCGGAAGAGGCGCAGCAGCUUGUUCAGCGCGUCCUCGCCCUCGCGACCAAGACGGCCGACUCGGCCGACCUGCGCGACCGGGCCUACAUCCAGUGGCGCCUCCUCUCGAGCGACGUCGAGGUCGCAAAGUCGGUCAUCCUCGCGACGCGCCCGCCCAUCUCGCUCCCGACCACGUCGGUCCCGCCGGCGCUCCUCGAGGAGCUCAUCAGCGAGCUCGGCGCCCUGAGCGCCGUGUACCACAAGCCCGUGCAGGCGUUUGUCGCCGGCGGCAAGCUCGGCGCCGACCAGAUCAACGCGAGCAGGGAGAAGGGCGACGCAGAGAGGCGGGACGCGGCGGUCAAGACGGUGCAACAGGGGCAGAAGGCCGAGAAUCUCCUCGACUUUGACGACGACGAACCCGCAGGCGAGGGCGCCGGACUCGCAGGAGGCGCAUCCGCCGACCUGUUCGCGCCGCCGUCCGGCUCAAACGCGAGCUCGAACCCUCUCGACGACCUCCUCGGCCUGUUCGGCGCACCUCCCGCCGGCGCACCUGCAGGGCCCUCGCCCGGCGCCGCCCACUUCUCGUUCGACUCGCCCGCACCCGCAUCGGCCCCGGCACCAACAGCGCCGCUCGCGCCGGCCGUGCCGGUCGUGCACACGAACGGCGGCGGCGCAUCGGGAGGGAAGACCGACCUCGAUGACUUGCUGUUCUGAGCGGUGGGAGGAGCUUGAGGAGGGGGAGGGCGAGGAGCGAGGGAGGCUGUAACGCUGUGCAUGUGCCUUAGAGUG